This is a messenger RNA of Theobroma umbraticum, 950 nucleotides long. RefSeq names its product bidirectional sugar transporter SWEET12-like. Gene Ontology annotation, biological process: carbohydrate transport. Gene Ontology annotation, molecular function: sugar transmembrane transporter activity. Lineage: Eukaryota; Viridiplantae; Streptophyta; Magnoliopsida; Malvales; Malvaceae. The record is from RefSeq and is a predicted model, not a curated record. Gene Ontology annotation, cellular component: membrane.
UCUAGGGCUUUUCCUUGCAGCACGGUUUUUACCUUGAUCACCCCUUUGGGAGAGAGAGACAGAUAGAGAGAUCCGAAGAGAUGGGCGUUUUUGCUACUGAUAAUCCAUGGGUUUUCAUCUCUGGUCUCCUAGGUAACAUUUCCUCCUUCGUGGUUUUCCUAGCUCCACUACCUACUUUUAUCCGAGUUUGUAAGAAGAAAUCAACGGAAGGUUUCCAAUCAGUUCCAUAUGUGGUUGCACUCUUCAGUGCGAUGCUUUGGAUGUACUAUGCCUUCGUCAAGUCGGGAGCUUUCCUUCUUGUUACUAUUAAUUCCUUCGGUUGUUUCGUAGAGACCGCUUACAUUGCUAUCUAUAUUGCUUAUGCACCAAAGCAAGCCAGGAUGUUCACGUUGAGGAUACUUCUGUUGAUGAACUUUGUGGGAUUCUGUUCCAUUCUUCUUGUUUCCCGCUUUUUAGCAAAAGGAUCGAACCGAGCCCAAGUCCUUGGAUGGAUCUGUGUCGCCUUUGCUACAAGUGUAUUUGCAGCACCUUUAAGCAUCAUCAGGCAGGUUAUACGUACCAAAAGUGUGGAGUUCAUGCCGUUUUAUUUAUCAUUUUUCCUCACCCUAAGUGCCAUUACGUGGCUUCUUUAUGGCAUAUUCCUUAAAGACUUGUAUAUUACGAUUCCAAAUGUUCUGGGUUUCAUCUUUGGGUUGCUACAGAUGGUGCUGUAUGCAAUAUAUAGGAACUCCAAGGUGGUAACCAAGGAGGUAGAGGUACCAGAACAUAGCAUCGAUGUUACCAAACUGAGCACAGUUAUGAAUUCUGAGGUGCAGGAAAUGAGUUCAGAGCCCGACGUCGCCCAUGAUAAAAGUAUUGGGAGCUGUAAGGUACAAAAUGAACACGAUCAAAGGGAGAAAAUCCUGGAGUUUGCUAACCCAAACCUGCUGCUAGGAAAAUGUGAAGCUUGA